UUUUUUUAUAACGGGUAGAAAUGUUGUUUUUUGGUAUAAAAAUAUUUUUACCCACUUGCAACACUCCAUUUGACAUUUGUGAUUUAAAAUGGCGACAAGACGAAGCGUUCUGCGAGCUGUGCAGGUAAUUUUACGUAUUUUUUUGUGAUUAUUAUCAAUUUGUGAAUUAUAAAUGUUUACAUUUAUUUCACUGAUAAAUAAACAUUAUUAUUAUGUCAUUUUCAAGUCUCGAAAUAUCCUGGAUAUGGACGUAAAAGAAUACCAGAGCAUCACGUAUCUUAGCGUUGGUACCAGAAGAUAACGCUGCUUCGGAGGUGAGUGAAGCAUCCAAUUCAGAAAAUGAAUACGAAGCUGAAACAUAUAAUAGACACCGUACAUCAGAGUCAUCUGAAGCACCGACACUUGAUUCGUCAUUAGAACGAUUGAAUAUUUUAGAUUCUUCCGACGAUGAUCGAAACAUGAACUCACCUUCAGUUUCAGCAAAUAUUGAGGCGUUACCAUCCAUAAGUUCAUUACCAGUUUUGUCUCCCAUGUCAAAUAUCCCUUCAGUGACAACAUCAUUUAUAAUUGAUCAAAUGGUAAACCUGCCUCCACAGUCACCACAAAAUAUUUCUUCACCACGACUAACUCGUAGAACACGCACAGAACGUCAAAUCCAAAGUACAAAUGUAAGACCUCGUCAUGUAAUAAAAAAAAAGAAAAUUGAUCUGAAAUUUAGAUGGUCAAACGGACGUUUCCAACAUUACGCUGAAUUAGAACCCGAUGAGUUUCAAAGCCCUAUUCCGGAUAACAAAUGUGCCUACGACUAUUUCUCUGACUUUUUUUCUGAAGACUUAUUUGCCGAAAUAUGCCAAUAUUCUAACAUGUAUGCUAUGCAGUUAACAGGACAAUCUAUAAAUUUGACAGUUGAAGAAUUACGUAAUUUUAUUAGUAUUAAAGUAAUUAUGGGUAUAGUCUCUAUGCCAUCUUAUCUAGAUUAUUGGUCAACGACAACUCGUUAUCCGUUAGUAGCAGAUGUUAUGUCGCUAAAACGCUAUCAGCAAAUACGCAGAUAUAUUCAUUUUGUCGAUAAUAAUGAGACAAACUCAGACCCUUACUUUAAAAUAAGACCAUUUGCCGAAAGGAUUCGCCAAAACUGCCUCAAAGUGGAAGAAGAGACUCGAUUUAGCAUCGAUGAAAUGGUGAUCCCAUACAAGGGCACCAAAGCCGGCAAAAAGCGGCAGUACAAUCCUCAAAAACCAAGAAAGUGGGGUUUUAAGAACCUGGUUCGUGCUGGCGCGUCUGGACUCAUAUAUGACUUUUUUUUGUACGCUGGGCAUGAGUCAUUUGAAAAUUGUCCCUUUACCGACGAAGAAGAGAGUUUAGGUUGGGGCGGUAAAGCAGUUAUUAGGCUGUGUAAAACUAUAAAAAAGAAACCUUGCGUGGUAUAUUUCGAUAAUUUUUUUUCGUCUUUGGAAUUGAUAUACCAUCUUAGAAACUCGUAUGGCAUUUUUAGUCUUGGGACAAUUCGGGCAAAAUCGACUCAGAAAUGCUGCAAAUAA
This is a messenger RNA of Trichoplusia ni (cabbage looper), 1541 nucleotides long. RefSeq names its product piggyBac transposable element-derived protein 2-like. Bases 459 to 1541 code for a protein of 360 amino acids. The record is from RefSeq and is a predicted model, not a curated record. Lineage: Eukaryota; Metazoa; Arthropoda; Insecta; Lepidoptera; Noctuidae. The transcript is spliced from 2 exons.